AUGUUGGUCGAGCUAGACAAGCUCCUCAAACUAGCCGGCCCGAUGCUCUUCGUCAGCCUGCUGCAAUUCGGCAUCCAGAUGCUGUCCGUCAUGUUCGUCGGACGGUUGGGAGAGCUCCACCUCGCCUCUUCUUCCCUCACAACUUCGAUCGCAGGUGUCACCGGAUACACCGUCAUGAUUGGGAUGGGCUCCGCGCUGGAGACGCUGUGCGGGCAGGCCUACGGUGCCAAGCAGUACGCGAUGCUGGGGGUCCACGCGCAGAGAGCAAUGCUCGUGUUCGGGAUCCUCAGCAUCCCGAUUUCCGUGCUGUGGAUAUUCACGGGCCCGAUUCUCGGGGUCCUGAAGCAGGACCCCGAGAUUUCGGCCAUGGCAGGAGAAUCGGCCCCGUGGCUGAUUCCCAGCAUUCUGCCGUUCGGGAUUCUGCAGUCGCAGACUCGAUUCCUACAGACCCAGGGAAUCACGGUCCCGCAGAUGGCGACCACCGCCGUGGGCUGCUUGGUCCACGGCGUGGUCUGCUGGGUGCUGGUGGACAAGCUUAAGAUGGGGAACAGCGGGGCGUGCCUGGCGAACGGGGUGACUUACUGGGUCAUUGUGAUCGUUCUGGCGGGUUACAUCAAGGUCUCGAGCUCGUGUCAGGAGACAUGGAAGAGCUUCAGCUUGGAGGGAGCUAGAGGGGUUCUUUCGUUCCUCAAGUUGGGUGUUCCUUCAGCUUUCAUGAUGUGCUUGGAGUUUUGGUCUUUUCAGGUUUUCAUUGUGCUAGCUGGCCUUCUUCCUGAUGCAGAGCUGGAGACGUCCAUGAUGUUGAUCAGCCUCAACACUUGCGCCGUGGUUUUCCGGAUCCCUAAUAGCCUUGGCAGCGCUGUAAGAUAUACGUGUUUUAAACGCAGUACGAGAAUCUCCAACGAGUUAGGAGCAGGGAACCCGGGCGCAGCCCGAAUGGCGGUGCGGGUCGUGCUGCUGCUGGCGGUUUCGCAGGGCCUGCUGGCGAGCUCCAUCGCCACGGCGACUCGGCACGUGUGGGGAUGCAUCUACACCGACGACAAGAUCCUGAUCACCUACCUAUCGGUCGUCGCCCCGAAGAUCGCGGUGUGCAACUUCAUCGACGGGAUCCACGGCGUCCUGUCUGGCUGCGUCAGAGGGUGCGGGUGGCAGAACUGCGGCGCGUAUAUAAGCCUGGGGGCGUAUUAUUUCGUCGGCAUCCCGGUGGCUCUGCUCUUUGCAUUCGUUUGGCGUUACGGUGGAGAGGUAAGCUUAUAA
Molecule: messenger RNA, 1257 nt
Organism: Linum tenue
Lineage: Eukaryota; Viridiplantae; Streptophyta; Magnoliopsida; Malpighiales; Linaceae
Source: the annotation of a GenBank genome assembly